AUGGACGACAUCGAGGACAUGAUCAGCAACGAGGAGGUGGACCGCGUGGCCUCUGCCUCUGUGCGCACGCCCAUUGUGGCCCCCAAGCCCCUCUUCGAACCGACGGCGACGCCUGUGGGCACCGCCACCAGCAGCAGCAACAGCAGCAGUUCGGACGCGGACGUCAAGGAGGGGCCUCGUGUGCCGGGGACGCAGCUCCUGUGGGUCAAGACGUACGGCUGUUCGCACAACGUGAGCGACUCGGAGUACAUGCAGGGCGUGCUCGCGAGCUACGGGUACCGCUUCACACAGGACCCCGACGUCGCGCAGCUCUGGCUGCUCAACAGCUGCACGGUCAAAGAUCCGUCGCAAGCUGCCUUCAUGCACCUGGCUCUCAAAGGCCGGAAGCUGAACAAGGCCGUGGUCGUAGCUGGCUGUGUACCGCAGGCUGACCGACACCUGAAGGGCCUCGAAGACGUCAGUAUCGUGGGCAUUCAGCAAGUGGACCGAGUUGUGGAGGUCGUGGAAGAGACGCUCAAGGGCCAUACAGUGCGCCUUUUGUCCAAGAACCGGCUGCCGGAACUGGAUCUGCCCAAAAUCCGCAAGAACCCAAUGGUCGAGAUCAUUCCGCUGAGCACGGGCUGUCUGGGAGCGUGCACGUACUGCAAGACACGUCACGCGCGUGGCAAAUUAGGGAGUUACACGGUCGAAGCGAUUGUUUCGAGAGCACAGUCGGUGAUCCGAGAGGGUGUGACGGAGAUAUGGCUGUCGAGUGAAGACACGGGAGCGUAUGGUAUCGACCUCGGCACUGAUCUGCCUACACUACUGCACAAGUUGCUGGAAGUUGUGCCAGAUGGGGUCAUGCUUCGGGUCGGCAUGACCAACCCACCGUAUAUUCUGGAUCAUUUGGAUGCUAUAGCUAAAGUCCUGAAGCACGAACGAGUUUAUGCGUUCUUGCACGUGCCUGUGCAAUCAGGCAGUGACGACGUGCUGUUGGCCAUGAAUCGCGAGUACACGGCUGGCGAAUUCUGUCGUGUGGCGGACGAGUUACUUGCUAAGGUCCCGGAUCUCACACUGGCAACCGACAUCAUCUGCGGCUUUCCGACAGAGACCGAGGAGCAUUUUGACGAAACGAUGAAGCUUGUCGAGAAGUACCGCUUUCACAUUAUGAACAUUUCGCAGUUUUACCCUCGGCCAGGAACGCCGGCAGCCAAGAUGAAACGCGUUCCAACGCAGGUGGUGAAGAACCGCAGUCGCAAGCUCACCAAGCUGUUUGAGACAUUUGAGCCGUACACGCAUCUUGUGAACACGACACAGAAGGUUUGGGUGAACACAGAGGUUUCCGACGACAAGAAGUACACGGUAGCACACACGAAAAACUACACCAAGGUUCUGCUUCCUCGCGAUGACAGCCUCAUUGGGUGUGCGGCUGAAGUGCGCGUCCUCAGCGCUGCACGAUUCCACGUUACAGGCGAGGUGAUCUCUCGCUUUCAGCCCGCAACCACAGCGGCGGCUGCCAUACGCGAACAGAUCCGAACCGAAGGUGACCUGGCGGCAGCAGAUCGAUUGAAAGCUUUGUCGAAAGCAAAGUUCACUGCAGUGUCUGCUCGCAAUGGUGAUGGCAGUGGCCAUGACCGCUUGCACGACGACGAUGGCGGCGACCACCAACGUAGAGAAGACGAAUGCUGUGGUGGCGAUGGAGCGAACUGCUCGUCUGUUGAAAAGGACAGCGGCAGCAGGUCCAGCACGGAUCCAGGGAUGGAGAAGCUGGUAACGGAGCCGAUGCGGAAGACGAAGCACAUGGAUUUCGACGUGACUGAUGGCAUGGUAUCUACAAUCACGACGGCGUUGGUGGCGAAGUGGGGUGAAGUGUGCAACGAUAAGGUGGCGCUCGCUUCUCUCGUGACCCUUGUGGCGUCGGCAUCUUUUGUCGCAGUCCGUGUGCUUACGCGCAAGUGA
Molecule: messenger RNA, 1938 nt
Organism: Hyaloperonospora brassicae
Lineage: Eukaryota; Oomycota; Peronosporomycetes; Peronosporales; Peronosporaceae
Source: the annotation of a GenBank genome assembly